UUUUCAUUCAAGCUUUUCGCUGCAAGUAGAUUUUGGUCGCAGACUCAACACUCCCCAAAUGACAUAUAGCAUAUGGACAUGUAUAUACCUUGAUUUUGUUAUUCGAAAUUAUUUAUGCCUCUAAAUUUGGUGCAUUCUAAUUUUGGGUUCAGAAACUAGUUAUCAUCUUUCUCAAAUGAAAAGGUCUUUGCCAUUCUCACGCUCCAAACUGAACAGGUCUAAGAAUCAUUUUGUCUCAUGGGCUGUGAAACAAAAACAGAAAAAAUUCAAUCACGCUCUAUCAGCGAACAGUUCAAAUGUUCCUCUUAACUGUCCUCUAGUUGGAUGCUCUGGAAUCGGUCAUAUUAACGGUCAAGAUACUGCACACGUAACCCUAUAUGGAUGUCCCUUAUAUCACAAUAUGAGUUUCGAUAAAUGGGCGGAGAUGCGUGCUCGCGAAGAAGGUUUCGUUGUUCCAGAAUCCAUUAGGGGAAUUUCUCAAACUUCAUACUCGCCUUCUAAAUUUAAACACAGGAUUGACCGUUCACAUCAGUUUAAGACUACACAGAGAGAACCUAUGCUUGAUGAUUUAGCUAGUCAGGUAGAGUUGUAUCAAUUUCGUCGUGCUCAACAGAGACUGGUUUCAACACAUGAGACGGACGCACGGGAACAUCUACUUUUAUGUGCGCGAGUAGCUUUGAAUUCAGGAAAUCUACCCAAUAAUGCAUUUUCUGAAAAUAUUGAGUUCGCUACAGAACAGCGAAUACAUUCUGUUAUUUUUGGAACCUGGGAUUUACAACCAUGGUAUCAAAGUAAUUAUCCAGCCGAUUUGAGUUGUCUACCUACUAUAUACAUUUGUGAAUUUUGUCUGACUGGAAUGCGUCAUAAGGUUGCUUAUGAUCGUCAUAAAAUAAAUUGCAGUCGAACGUUUCCUCCAGGUAAUGAAAUAUAUCGUAAAGAGAGUUUAUCGUUUUUUGAAAUCGAUGGACAAAAGCACCAGGAAUAUUGUCGAAAUUUAUGUUUGCUAGCCAAAUUGUUUUUGAAACAAAAAACAGUUCAUGAAUUAGAUCAAGUUCCAGCAUUUUUAUUUUAUGUAUUAACUGAAACAGACCAAGACGGCUCACAUAUUAUUGGUUAUUUCUCUAAGCAAAAGGCUGACGAUCAAUGUGACAACUUAGUGAAUACUGUGUAUAAUAAUCUUUCAUGUAUCCUCAUUUUACCACCUUAUCAAUGUCGUGGUUUCGGUCGUAUGCUCAUCGAAAUGAGUUAUGUUCUAAGUCGAUUAGAACAACGUAUUGGUACACCAGAACGUCCGUUAUCAGAUCUGGGGAUUAUUAUUUACAGAAGAUAUUGGCGUUUUGAAAUUUUAAAAUACUUAUCGUCAUUCACAGCUAAAUCAAUUAAUAUUCGAACUAUGAGUCAAGAGUUAGGAAUAGCAGUUCCUGAUAUUGUAAGCACCUUAUUAGACAUGAAAAUGCUUGUUUGCUAUCGGACACAAUAUUAUAUAGUCAAUAAUAAGCCCGAUGUCGAUGCCCUAUUGAGUACUAUUAAAUUACCUGCUACUGAUCGUUGUAUUGAUUCUACAUGUCUUCAUUGGACUCCUAAUAUUAGUUGUAAUAAUAAAUCAAGUAAAUCACCGAGUAGUACUCUUAAUGCCAGUGCUACUAUUAAUCAAAAGCUUCUUCAUAAAUCUAAUCUCACUUCACCGAAUGAUUCGAUUGGAGCAAAUGUUUGAAAUUUUUUGUAAUCUGAUUUUACUGUACAUUGAUUGAGAUAUUGUAACGAUUUUUAUUGUAAAUAAUUUAAUAAAGGCAC
Schistosoma turkestanicum is the source of this 1794-nucleotide messenger RNA. NCBI's taxonomy places the organism in Eukaryota, Metazoa, Platyhelminthes, Trematoda, Strigeidida, Schistosomatidae. The record is from the annotation of a GenBank genome assembly.